AUGGCAGACACAACAUCUCUCCACGAUCUGGACUCCUUCCCCGCCACUCCGGAACCCGAGAUGCCUUUGACCGUCUCCCCCGCAGACACGUCUCUGGACUCCCCGGAAUCGAUGGAUGAGAAUAGUCAGGAUGACGAGAAGAAGCCCGCGAAGAAGAGGAAGUCCUGGGGUCAGGAACUCCCUGUGCCCAAGACCAAUCUUCCUCCACGGAAACGUGCCAAGACAGAGGAUGAGAAAGAGCAGCGUCGCAUCGAGCGGGUUCUUAGGAAUCGCGCCGCUGCCCAAACAUCCCGCGAGCGCAAGCGCCUGGAGAUGGAGAAGCUGGAGACCGAGAAGAUCCGCAUGGAGCAACAAAACCAGUUCCUCCUGCAGCGCCUCUCGCAGAUGGAAGCCGAGAACAACCGCCUGUCCCAACAGGUGGCUCAGCUCUCUGCCGAGGUGCGCGGCUCUCGCAGCAGCACCCCCGUCAAGGCCGGCUCGCCUGUCCACAACACCAACGCUCCUCCCACCACCAACAUGACUACCACCACCGACUCCCCCACUCUCACCCCCACCCUGUUCAAGCAAGAAGGCGAAGAACUCGCGAUGGAGCGCAUUCCGUUCCCCACCCCCUCCACCAUCACCCUCGACUACUCGCCUACACUUAAGCCCUCCACUCUGGCUGAGGCCUCCCCCGACGUGACACAACAUCCUGCCGCGAUGUUGUGCCCCCUAGACCUGCAGUGUCCGUCGGCGGCCUCGAAGGAGUCGGAAGCGGCGCCCUCCCGCUCUUCGACCUCGAGCUUUCAGCUCACUCUAGCAACGACGUUGCAGCUCCUCUUUCUGACGAUGACUUCCGCCGUCUUUUCCACAGUGACAUCCCCGCUCCUACGCAUCCUUCAUUCCCUGAAGACGGGUUCGCGUUUGGCGCUCUCGACGGCGGAGAUCUAUCAGCAUUUCCCUUUGAUUCACUGGUUGAUUUCGACCCCGAGUCUGUCGCCCUCGACGGCGGCGACCGGCCCAGUCUUCCGGAUGACCCUGCUCACCAGACUACUAGCAUGCAGCCCAGCCUUGGCGCGUCCGCUUCGAGAUGCGACGGGCAGAGCAUUGCAGCUAGCGGUUAGUGAGCAGAUUGUCAGCCCGCGUGGGACUGGGUCGGUUGACGCCGCGCAGGGCCGACCGACCUGGGAGUCGUUGUUAACCAUGGCGUGGGCAAUUGAUCGGAUCGACGCCCAGUCGCGACGACGCGCGCGGGCUAUGGCAUCACCGUCGACGGUGCUGGGUGGAAACGGGAUUGGCAAGUGCCACUCCCCGACGCUCAGUUCCGGCCGGCGACGCAGUUACGGAAAGAUGGGGUCUUCCCCUCAACAUCAUCAACGGAGUACGCGGAGUUCCUGGGGUUCUACGACGGGCACGGGUGAGACGAGAUCAUCUUUGCUUCUGGGUAAGCAACUAUGA
Penicillium canariense is the source of this 1437-nucleotide messenger RNA. It is a transcript of the gene hacA, whose product is annotated as transcription factor HAC1. The transcript is spliced from 2 exons. Gene Ontology annotation, molecular function: DNA-binding transcription factor activity, RNA polymerase II-specific. The coding region runs from base 1 to 1437 and encodes 478 amino acids. The record is from RefSeq and is a predicted model, not a curated record. Gene Ontology annotation, biological process: positive regulation of transcription by RNA polymerase II. Lineage: Eukaryota; Fungi; Ascomycota; Eurotiomycetes; Eurotiales; Aspergillaceae.